GGCAUUAGCAAAAUUAUAUAAAUAUUUAUGAUUCUUUCGUAAGGUCAAUGAGUACUGUAACUUUAUUCAUUGAUCCGAGUUUUAGUUAACAGUGAGUGAUUAAAUGGACACAAUACUAGUGUCACUGAUGCAAACAUAAUUUUCUUCUUGUUUUAUUAUUUUUGCGGUUGCCGAUGUGAAUAAAAAUGUUAUUAUUAAAUAAAUUUCGGUGUUUUCUAAUACUAGUUUGUGUGGUUCAAUUCCAACGAUCUGUUGCGCAAAAUGAAAAUAAAUAUAUUAGUAUGUUGUUGGCAAAAGUAUUAGGCUUCCGAUUGUCAAACGAUACAUCUCCACAAUCAUAUGCUUUGCAAAUAGAACCUCAUUUUACUAACGAAGAAUUUACGUUUGACGGAACAGCUAGUAUAAUUUUUGAAGUGCAUAAUCCAACUCGGGAUGUGAUCUUUCAUGUUGCUGAUUUACUAGAGAUUGAUAAGACGUACACAAGAUUAGUGCUUAGUGAUGGCACAAUAAAGAAACCAAUCACACAACGAUGGAGUGAUAUUCUUGAAUUUUUUAAUAUUAAAUUUCAAGAUGAAUUGCCAGUUGGAUUGUACACAUUGAAACUCAAAUGGUUGGGUCAUGAAGCGAAGAAUCUCAAAGGUUUUUAUCGUGGUAUUGAUGACGAUCCAAACGAAGAAAAAUAUAUGGUGGCGACACAUUUUCAACCUCAUGCAGCUCGCAGGGCUUUUCCAUGUUGGGAUGAACCUGCAUUCAAAGCAGAAUUUGAAAUUUCGCUGAAACAUUAUCCCAACUACACAGCUUUAUCAAAUAUGCCAGUAAAAAACCACGUAGAAACAACAGAUGGAAAGAUUUGGACAAACUUUGAAAAAUCUCCCCCAAUGUCAACUUAUUUAGUGAGUUUUAUAAUUGCUGAUUACGAGCAUUACGAAAAUAAUGUUGGAAAUGUCACAUUUUGGACGAAAAAAGGUAGCAAAGAUAAUGUAAGACUGGCUUUUGAAAUAAGUCAAGCAACAUUAAUUGCAUUGGAAAAAUACACUGGUAUACCAUACGCACUUCCUAAGCUAGAUCAAGUAACUGUCCCUCAAUAUUCUUCUACUGCUACUGAACAUUGGGGGAUCAUUAGCUAUGUAACCUAUGGAGUUUAUUUUAAUUUGAAUGAAAAUAGUAUUUUAAUGCGCGAUAAUGCAAUCCAAUUAACAAUACACGAAGUUUCUCACCAGUGGUUUGGAAAUUUAGUAACACCCGUUUGGUGGGACGACCUUUGGUUGAGUGAAGCUUUCGUCGUAUAUUUUUCAGCAAAGAUAGCUGACGAGAUACUAAAUGAUUGGUAUGGGAGAGAUUUAUUCGUCGUCGAUAUUAUGCACAAAAUAUCUUUUCCAGCAGAAUUUUUAAUCAGAUAUCCUCGACCAAUUAAAUGGAAUCCUGGUAGCCCAUCAGAAGUUUCAGAAAUAUUCAAUACAGUGACUUAUCGUAAAGGAGCAGCGAUCGUUUAUAUGCUCGAAAAUAUUUUAUCUGAAGAUGUUUUCCAGGACGGAAUAAGGAGAUAUUUACAAAAACAUCAAUUCAGCGCGGUUACAACCAAUGAUUUAUGGCAAGCUCUUCAAGAAUCUUACGAUGAGAGUCGACUAUUUCCCAUUUUGAAUAUUAAAGAAGUAAUGGAUCCAUGGUUAGAACAAACAGGCUAUCCAAUUUUGAAUGUAACAAGAGAUUAUGAAACUGGAAUUACAAAUAUCACUCAAUCAAAUGGAAUGCCCGCUAAUCCAGAUAACUUAUGGAUGGUUCCGUUGACUUUUACAGAUAGUUCGAAACUUAAUUUCAAUCAUACGCGACCGACACAUUGGUUAGCACAAUCUCGUGAAAAUCUCACAAUUUAUGGAAUCCAUAAAGAUGACUGGGUGAUUUUUAAUAUUCAGCAAAGUGGUUUCUAUCGUGUUAAUUAUGAUCACGAAAAUUGGAAACGCAUAGCUGAUUAUUUGCAUACUAAUAACUUUUAUAAAAUCAAUGUCAAAAAUCGAGCGCAAUUCAUUGAUGAUCUUUAUUAUUUUACGACUAUGGAUGAUCAAUAUUAUGAAAUGCUCAUUGAUGUUAUUUCAUAUUUGUAUAGAGAAACUAAUUAUCUUCCCUGGAUACCAACAUUAGAAAUAAUUGAGAAAUUCAACAGUUUAUUGAUGAAUACUCCAAGUUAUAAUAUCUUUGAAAAAUUCAUGUUACAUCUUUUGAAUAAUAUAGUUGAGCAUGUGGGUUUCGAAAAUGAUAAAAAUGAAAAUCAUUUAGUUCAACUCGCUCGGCAUCAUUUGUUACCUUGGGCGUGCGCUUUUGGUCACGAAGGAUGCCGGGCGGCUGCUCGUGAUAAGGUUACAGCACAUCUUGAAAAUCCUAGUAGUAAUGUAAUUACUCCGAGUGAAGAAAGUUGGAUUUAUUGUAACGGUCUCAGAGCUUCUAAUGAAAGUAUUUGGGAAAAUUUCAUGAAUGCACAUCUUGCUAAUCCUCUGGAACAACCAGGAUUUCAAUAUUUAGGGUGUACUGAUAAUCGUCAUUUAAUUGAAAAAUAUUUACUUCUAGCAGUUGCAGAUAAUUCUACACUUUUAACGGAUCAAGUUACUAACGCUAUUUUAUCAGUUAUGUCUGGAAAACGAGAAAAUGUUGAUUUUGUUUUGGAUUUCUUCAUCAAUAACAUUGAGAAAAUUAGACAAUAUUUCGAUGUAAGAGAUAUGUCCAAUCAAAUUGAUUGGAUAGCACAAAAAUUUAGUGAAAGUAUAAAAAACCCAGAUCAAUAUAAUAAAUUUAUAGAAUUUGUUACAAGUCAAGAGGAUUUAGGUAAAAUGUCGCCUACGAGUGAAUUAUUAAAAGAAGCUAGAAAUACUAUGGCAUCGAGUGAAAAAAUAUCAUCAAUAUUUCAUGCACUAAUAGAUUCAAAGCCUUCACUUUUUAAUCUUAUACAUGGGCCAUUGUAUUCAAAUAAUAAGUGAUUAAAAAUAAAAUGAAUGCAACAGAUUUAUGUCAAGAAAUAUAAUCGUUAUAUUUGAUUGUUGUUUUAUAUAAUAACUGUUUACUUUAAAAUCACCGUUUCCUUUAAUUUAAAUUUAUUUCGAUUUUCUGUAAAUUUUAAACUCAAAAUUUAUUCACUUACAAAGAUUCUGGAUUUGAAAAAAAAAAAAAAAAUAAUGUAAUUUAUAAAUUAUAGUUUACUAAACAUAAUUGAAAAUUUUUGAAUCAAAAUUGAAAAUUCUAUAUAAAUAUGUUACUUAUAAAUAUGUAGCAUUAAUUUAAGAAGGUUUUACAUACUUACGGCCACAUAACAUGGAAAUUUGACGAUACGUUAGGCUUACAGUCAAAAUUUUCGGUAGAUAACAGCACAAUAGAUUCAAGGAAAUAAACUUUAUUGAAAGAAUUGCAGUGAAAUAAUUAUAACCUUUCACAGAUUAA
Messenger RNA from Microplitis mediator, 3426 nucleotides. Its product is annotated as aminopeptidase N-like. Gene Ontology annotation, molecular function: peptide binding; zinc ion binding; metalloaminopeptidase activity. NCBI's taxonomy places the organism in Eukaryota, Metazoa, Arthropoda, Insecta, Hymenoptera, Braconidae. Bases 186 to 2969 code for a protein of 927 amino acids. The record is from RefSeq and is a predicted model, not a curated record. Gene Ontology annotation, cellular component: cytoplasm. Gene Ontology annotation, biological process: proteolysis; peptide catabolic process. The transcript is spliced from 9 exons.